AUGGUACUUCUCAACUACGAAAAUAUUCCAUGGUGGGCCUGGUUUCCCAUCGUCGUGGUGGCCUAUAGCGUUAUUUCGGCUCUCAGUUACUACGUUCGGUACUAUAAGCUGGGUGCUUCAUCUGCACCACACUUCAAUGACCACACCUUUGGGUUCUGGUUUACUCGUGAGGUUUUACGGAGACGUAAGAAUGGGGAACUCCCUAAUCUUUUUCUCGAAUUGUACAACAAAAUGAAGGCUGAUACAUUCUCCUUGCGUGCCACUGGUACUAGGAGAAUUUGCACCCGUGAUCCAGAGAACAUCAAAGCCGUUUUGGGAACUCAGUUCAACGACUUUUCUUUGGGACUUCGUCACAAGCAGUUCUGGGUUGUUCUUGGUGACGGAAUCUUCACAUUGGAUGGUCCCGGUUGGAAGCACUCUAGGGCUAUGCUCAGACCUCAGUUUGCAAGAGAGCAGGUCUCUCAUGUUAUGAUGUUGGAGCCACACGUUCAGCAGGUAAUUCGUCGGGCAAAGGCUACAAACGGGAACAGAUUUGAUCUUCAGACACUCUUCUUCAAAUUGACAAUCGACUCUGGAACUCAAUUCUUGUUUGGUGAAUCCUGUGCCUCACUUCGUGAUGAUAUUGCAGAUUAUGCUGAUCUCCCUGGCCCUGCUGAGAUGGAGCUGUUCCCCAAGGCUUUCAAUACCUCUCAGGCGCACCUCCUUAUGAGAAUGGGUCUCCAAAACUUUUACUUCCUCCUCAACACGAAAGAGUUCAAGGAGAGCAACAAGAUCGUGCACAAAUUCGCUGACUACUAUGUUGAAAAGGCUCUUGCUGCUUCUCCAGAGGAGGUUGAGAAACACUCCGAGGGUGGAUACGUGUUUUUGUAUGAGUUAGUCAAGCAGACCAGAGACCCUAAGGUUUUGAGAGAUCAGUGCUUGAACAUUCUCGUCGCAGCCAGAGAUACAACUGCUGGUCUUUUGUCGUUCGUAUUCUUUGAGCUUGCCAGAAAUCCAGAAGUGUUUAUGAAGCUUCGUGAGGAAGUAGUCCAGGCAUUCGGUGAAGGUGAUGAUGCGGACUUGAGCAGAAUGACCUUUGAGUCUCUCAAGAAGCUCGAGUAUCUCAAAUGGGUUCUCAAUGAGACUCUCAGAAUGUAUCCUUCUGUUCCUCAAAACUCCAGAUUGGCUACUCGUGACACUACUUUGCCAAGAGGUGGCGGACCAAACAGAACAGAGCCGGUGUUUGUUCCAAAGGGCUCUGUUGUUGUGUACAACGUCUACGCAACUCACAGGAACCCAGAAAUCUACGGAAAGGAUGCUAAUGUUUGGAGACCAGAAAGGUGGGGUGAGCCUGAUCUCAAGAAAGUCGGAUGGGGCUUCCUUCCUUUCAAUGGUGGUCCACGUAUUUGCUUGGGUCAGCAAUUUGCCUUGACCGAGGCAUCCUAUGUUACCGUGAGGCUUUUGCAGAACUUCUCCAACAUCGGCUCAUUUGCUGAAGAAGGAGAUCCAAAAAAGAAUACCCAUUUGACCAUGUCUCUACUCGAUGGCUGCAACAUCAAAUUAUAUUAA
This is a messenger RNA of Candidozyma duobushaemuli, 1548 nucleotides long. RefSeq names its product cytochrome P450. Bases 1 to 1548 code for a protein of 515 amino acids. The record is from RefSeq and is a predicted model, not a curated record. The transcript has a single exon. Gene Ontology annotation, molecular function: oxidoreductase activity, acting on paired donors, with incorporation or reduction of molecular oxygen, reduced flavin or flavoprotein as one donor, and incorporation of one atom of oxygen; iron ion binding; heme binding. NCBI's taxonomy places the organism in Eukaryota, Fungi, Ascomycota, Pichiomycetes, Serinales, Metschnikowiaceae.